Messenger RNA from Pseudophryne corroboree (corroboree frog), 1902 nucleotides. RefSeq names its product gap junction protein alpha 8 (gene GJA8). Gene Ontology annotation, molecular function: gap junction channel activity. The transcript has a single exon. The coding region runs from base 1 to 1902 and encodes 633 amino acids. The record is from RefSeq and is a predicted model, not a curated record. Gene Ontology annotation, cellular component: connexin complex. Gene Ontology annotation, biological process: cell-cell signaling; gap junction-mediated intercellular transport. Lineage: Eukaryota; Metazoa; Chordata; Amphibia; Anura; Myobatrachidae.
AUGGGAGACUGGAGCUUUCUGGGGAAUAUUUUGGAGGAGGUGAAUGAACACUCCACCGUAAUUGGUAGAGUCUGGCUGACGGUGCUGUUCAUUUUCCGGAUCCUCAUUUUGGGAACAGCUGCUGAGUUUGUGUGGGGGGAUGAACAGUCUGAUUUUGUAUGCAACACUCAGCAGCCUGGCUGUGAAAAUGUCUGCUAUGAUGAGGCCUUUCCCCUGUCCCACAUCCGGCUGUGGGUCCUGCAGAUCAUCUUUGUCUCCACUCCGUCCCUGGUGUAUGUGGGGCAUGCCGUACACCAUGUGCGGAUGGAGGAGAAACGGAAGGAGCGUGAAGAGGCAGAAAUGGGUAGGCAGCAGGAAAUGAAUGAGGAGAGGCUGCCACUGGCUCCAGAUCAAGGGAGUAUACGAACCACCAAGGAAACCAGCACCAAAGGUAUGAAGAAGUUUCGCUUGGAGGGAACCCUUCUCAGAACCUACAUCUGCCACAUUAUCUUCAAAACACUUUUUGAGGUUGGCUUUGUGGUGGGCCAAUAUUUCCUCUAUGGCUUUAGGAUCCUUCCUCUGUACCAAUGUAAUCGGUGGCCUUGCCCUAACACAGUUGACUGUUUCGUCUCCAGGCCAACGGAAAAAACUGUGUUCAUUAUGUUCAUGUUGGCCGUGGCUGCAGUGUCUCUCUUUCUAAAUGUGAUAGAGAUCAGUCACUUGGGCUGGAAAAAGAUUCGUCUUGCAUUCCGAAGGACCACGGACCAACAACCUCACCAGCUGCUGGGAGAAGUUUCUCAGAAGCCGCUACAUUCCAUAGCCAUAUCCUCCAUUCCAAAGUCCAAAGGUUACAAGUUGUUAGAGGAAGAAAAGGUUUCCUCCCAUUUCUACCCAAUGACAGAGGUCGGAUUAGAAGCAAGCCCCCUCCCAGCUCAUUUUAACAGUUAUGAAAAAAGCAGCACAGGCCUACUAGAAGACAUCUCCAAGGCUUAUGAUGAAACUCUUCCCUCCUAUCGUCAAUCUGAAGAACAAGAGGUGGUGAAAGUUCAAGUGGCUGAGACCUUAGAGCAGACUCCUUCUGAGCGUACCCAUUCGGUGCGUGCCCCCUCUGAGCGUGCACUAUCUGAGAGAGCACCAUCCUGCCUGGCUUCUGAGCAUGCAGCUUCAGAACGGGCUCCCUCUGAGCGUGCAGCUUCUGCAAGAAUACCUUCCAACAGUGCACUCUCUGAGAGAGCCCCUUCUGAGCAAGCACUCUCAGAGCGAGCAAUUUCCCGCGCAGCUUACAGGAUUGCACCCUAUGAGCGCACUCACUCUCGGGCAAUGUCCGAGACUGCUACCUCUGAGCGAGCCCCCUCAGAGCGUGCUCUGUCCCGAGCAACUUCCGAGCAUGCCCCUUCUGAGCGUGCAUCCUCAGUGCGAGCUCUUUCAAGGGCAACUUCUGAGAAUGCCCCAUUUGAGCGAGCCCCCUCAGAGCGAGCUCUAUCCCGAGCGACUUCUGAGCAUGCCCCUUCUGAGCGCUCUCCCUCUCGAGCUGCUUCUGAGCCUAUGCCCUCUGAGCAAACAUCUUGGCAAGCAACUUCUGAUCACGCACAGUUAGAUAACCCAUACUUUGAACCCCCUCUAGACAAUGUCCCCCCGCUUGCAGCCUCUGAAAAUGAACAUGUUACUACCCAAACACAUUGUGAACAGGCCCCAGAUGAGUGCUCUCCAUCAAGGGCUUUCUCAGACCAUGCUGGCUCAGAACACGCUCCCUUGCAACAUGGGUUUAUUGAACCUAUGUCACUGAAACCAAGUGUUUGUGAACUGGAAGAUCCAUGCCAAGACCUGCCUUUGUUGAGUUUUGAAUUAAUUCCCGACUCCAGGUCCCUAAGUAGGUUAAGUAAAGCUAGCAGCAGGGCCCGCUCUGAUGAUUUAACUGUAUGA